This is a messenger RNA of Boleophthalmus pectinirostris (great blue-spotted mudskipper), 1534 nucleotides long. RefSeq names its product peroxisomal biogenesis factor 12 (gene pex12). The coding region runs from base 220 to 1275 and encodes 351 amino acids. Gene Ontology annotation, molecular function: zinc ion binding; ubiquitin-protein transferase activity; protein binding. Gene Ontology annotation, biological process: protein monoubiquitination; protein import into peroxisome matrix. Gene Ontology annotation, cellular component: peroxisomal importomer complex; peroxisomal membrane. The transcript has 4 exons. NCBI's taxonomy places the organism in Eukaryota, Metazoa, Chordata, Actinopteri, Gobiiformes, Gobiidae. The record is from RefSeq and is a predicted model, not a curated record.
UUCAGGAAGUAGUGACGCACGGUUGUGUUUUCCACUGUGCGCACAUGAAAUUGUUGUUGAUAUAUAAUACGUGCUUAAUUUGUUAAUUGGUAAAAAUGACAUUAAGUCUAAUGCCGUACUUUACCAAAUAUACACGAAGAAAACUUACAGCUUUUCAAUUUUAACAGCAGCUAUGUUGGUUUAGAGCUAACUAGUUAGCCACAGCCCACAGUGUGAACAAUGGCAGAGGCCGGGGCCCACUUGACCAGCAGCACAGCUCAGGAGCAGCCCUCCAUCUUUGAGGUGCUGGCCCAGGAGUCCCUCAUGGAUGCUGUGAAACCUGCUCUGAGACAUGCUGUCAAGGUCCUGGCAGAAUCGAAUCCAUCGCGAUACGGCUUCCUGUGGCAGUGCUUCGAUGAGCUCUACCUGCUCCUGGACUUCCUGCUACAGAAACACUUCCUGUCCCACUGCAGCGCCUCCUUCUCAGAGAACUUCUACGGCCUCAAAAGGGUGUGUGGGGGCCAGCAGGGGCAGCUCCCUUUAAACCGCAGGUCCUAUUGGCGCUCCCUCCUCUUGCUGUGCCUUGUGCCAUAUCUGCGAGCCAAAGUGGAGGCAGUGUUGGCUAAGCAGCGAGACGAGGAGGACUUCUCUAUUCGCCUUAGCCAGAGCCGCUUCCAGAGAAUGUACCGGGCUGGGGUGGCAGCAUACCCCUAUGUUAGCUCGGCCUGGCAGGCUCUGGUCUUCUGUCAGCAGCUGCUCUUUGUGUUUGGAGUGGCCAAGACUCACAGUCCUCUGCUGUGGUUAGCCCGGGUUAGACUAGCCCGGCUCAGCGCUCAGGACCUCAAGGAAAUGGAGCUGAGGGAGGAGAGCCAGAGGGGACCUAUAGGGGGGAGCCCUCUGCAAAGAAUGUGGCACUUGCUCUCCCAGGCCACCAGGGGGUUCGCUGUGUCCCUGUCCACCACCUUGUCCCUGGGCGUCUUUUUCCUGCAGUUCCUGGAAUGGUGGUACUCCUCGGAAAAUCAAAGCACUGUGAAAACCCUGACGACUCUGCCCGCCCCUCCACCCCCCCUCUACUUGCAGCCAGCCAAUCAGAGCGCUGCAGAGUGCGAGCGCUACCUCCAUACAUGUCCACUGUGUCACAGACCACGCACCAACGCCACAGUCCUGUCCACGUCUGGCUUUGUGUUCUGUUACCGCUGUGUGUACACCUACGUGAAGGCCCACCGCCGAUGCCCUGUCACUGGGUACCCCAGCGAAUUGCAGCAGCUCAUCAAGAUCUAUUCUCCCGAGAGCUAGCGCCAGACAAACCAGGCAAACUAUUCAGACUUAAUCAUAAACAAGAACUAUGAGCAAUUUAGCAGAUGGACUUCAUAACAUUUAAUUAUCUGUAAAUUAUUGUAUUGCUGAAAUAUUUGUAUAAGCUUAAAAUUCUACAUUUGAUAAAAAAUACAAUCUAAUUAUAUUUUAUGAAGUUUUAUGUAAUAGUGCCAGAUAGAUUUUGCUUUUUUUUUUUUACAGAAAUAAAGUUCAAAAUAUUAUCAAUUUAACUUUCUAA